Ylistrum balloti is the source of this 2495-nucleotide messenger RNA. Its product is annotated as solute carrier family 35 member F6-like. Gene Ontology annotation, cellular component: Golgi membrane; intracellular membrane-bounded organelle. Gene Ontology annotation, biological process: pyrimidine nucleotide-sugar transmembrane transport. The coding region runs from base 1 to 1233 and encodes 410 amino acids. Gene Ontology annotation, molecular function: pyrimidine nucleotide-sugar transmembrane transporter activity. Lineage: Eukaryota; Metazoa; Mollusca; Bivalvia; Pectinida; Pectinidae. The transcript is spliced from 13 exons. The record is from RefSeq and is a predicted model, not a curated record.
AUGGCGCUCUCCUGUAGGCAGAUUUUGUUGAUGAUAGGUAUGCUUGUGACAGGAAGUAUCAAUACGCUGAGUAAGAAAGCACAGAACGACUGUAGAGCAUCAGGAUAUCCAGCCAACAAUGCUAAUGGUACAUCAUCGCCUCAUGAGUUUAACCAUCCAUGGUUCCAGACUCUCAUCAUGUUUAUUGGGGAGACAAUUUGCUUGAUUGGUUUUUGUGUGGUGCGUAAACGUGACAGAGAUAAGUGGAGGGCAGAGAAUCAUAUCAAUGCAGCAGAGAUGCCACACCCAAACAGAUUAAUUCAGCUGGUUGUGGCGUUCCCUACUGUGUGUGAUUUGGUGGGAACUUCCCUAGCAGGUAUUGGCUUGGUGUAUGUUGACGCCUCAGUUUGGCAGAUGUUACGAGGCUCCAUCAUCAUAUUUGCUGGAAUUUUAUCAAGGAUUUUUCUGAAGCGCCAGAUUGGUUGUAUCAAAUGGACUGGGAUGAUUUUCACCAUGGGAGGUUUGGUACUCGUAGGCUGUUCCAGUAUAUUCAAAGCAGACAGGAGCAACCAACAGGCUGGCAAUACAAUUCUAGGCAUAAUAUUGAUCAUAUCCAGUCAACUUGUUAGUGCCUCUCAGAUGAUUAUAGAGGAAAUAUUUUUAAAGAAAAGAAGUCUUCAUCCACUACAGGUUGUUGGGUUGGAAGGAAGUUACGGUGUUUUCUUCAUGUCUGUGAUAGUCCUACCAGCUAUGUACUAUAUCCCUGGUUCAGAUGUAAACAACAGUUAUGAAAACAGCCUUGAUGCUCUGUACCAGAUCGCCAAUGAGCCCCAAUUACUUGUGUUUUGUCUCCUGUAUCUGCUGUCUAUUGCCUUCUACAAUUACUUUGGACUAGCUGUCACCAAGUCUCUGACAGCGGUACAUCGUACUUUGAUUGAUGCCUGCAGAACAAUGUUAGUUUGGGGUGUUGAUCUCUUUAUCUACUAUGCCUUUGACGAGGGAUUUGGUGAACCGUUUGAUAAAACAUAUGGUUUAUUACAAGUGGAUGGUUUCUUGUUCCUUUUGAUUGGAACAGCUCUAUACAACAAUCUUGUUGAUCUUCAUUGGAUACCUUGCCUGCGUAGCUGUGUAUCACAACCAGACACUCAACCACUGAAUCACAAGGGUAACAUCCAGGAGUCCAGCGAUUCAGACAGUGAUGAUGAAUAUAACUCUGUGUCAGAGAGAACAAGACUUUUACAAGGAAAUGAUUGAAUGUUAAAAAAAUGAUACUAGUUUAGAGUUAUAGAACUUGACAAUGUUGGAUAGCACUCUAAUUGGAUCGUUACAUAUGUCAUUCAACAGUAAUGAAUUCAGUCCAAGUCAGUAAAUUUGAAUUCAUUAAACAACAAAAAGAUGUUAAAAGAUGUAUACAAAAUUGGAUUAGAUGGGAUGUCAGAAUUAACAAAAGUCAAACCAAACAGAAUGUCAAAACAGAGAGAAUGUCAGAAGUCAGGUCAGAUGGGUCGUCAAAAUUCUCAGAAGUUAGUCAAGAUAGGAUGUCAGAAUCCUCAGAAAUCAGAUUAAGACAGGUUGUCAGAAUUCUCAGAAGUUAUACAAGACAGGAUGUCAGAAUUCUCAGAAAUCGGAUUAGACAGGUUGUCAGAAUUCUCAGAAGCUAGUCAACAGGAUAUCAGUAUUCUCAAGAAUUCAGAUUAGACAGGCUGUCAGAACUCUCAGAAAUUGGGUCAGAUAAGAUGUAAGAAUUCUCAGAAGUCAGAAAGGAGAAAGGACAGUUUGUCAUAAUUAUCGGAAGUUAGAUAAGACAGGUUGUCAGAAUUCUAAUAAGUUUGACAAGAUAGGAUAUCAGAAGUCUCAGAAGUAAGAUUAGACAGGUUGUCGGCACUCUCAGAAAUUUGGUUAGACAGGAUGUCAAAAUACUCAGAAGUCAGAUAGGACAGGUUGUCAUAAUUCUCAGAAGUCAGCUUUAUAGGAUGUCAGAAUACUCGGAAUCUUAAACAGAUUUAGUCCUUUUGAAUUAUAAUUGCAUUGUGUUUAACAUGAAUUUCAUUUGCACAAUGCAGGGAUGAAAAGAAAAUCAUUUAUUGAAUACAAUGAUUGUAAGACUCUCCUGUGCUCUGAUCGGGGUACUCUAAUAUCACAAUGUUGAGGUAUAGAUGUUCAUAAUGUUGAUUUAUGAUCACCAGCAAUAUAAUAAAUUCAAUGUUCAUUCUUAUAAAUGUGCCAAAUUCCUUUGACCUGUGGUGGAAUUUAUUGUUUACAUUCCAAAAAAACUCAUUAUUAUUAUAGACAGAAUGUAUCUGUGCGUAAGUGGUUGACAUAGGUGUGUUUGACUUGAAAGUUUAUGAAACAUUAUUGGUUGAUUGGAUAAGUGAUUCAUUUUCCUAUCAGAAAAAGUCAUUGUUUUACGUGAUUUAUUUCAAGAUAUAUUUUCAUAACUUUAUUAUAUUUGCAUGACAAAAUCAUAAUUGUUUGCAGCUACUUAUAUUUACAUGUGUAUAGAACUAAACUGAAUA